GACAGUCACACCACCUCAAGAAAACGACAUUCCCGUCCGCCGUCGUCCGACAAUAAAAACUCACCCACUAUGCCGGGAGUACGCGAUAUUAGCGCAGACGCAUUCAUCACCGCAUAUGCCUCUCAUCUGAAGCGGUCUGGCAAGCUCGAGGUGCCAACAUGGGUUGACCUCGUAAAAACUGGGGCCUACAAAGAACUCGCGCCCUAUGACCCCGAUUGGUUCUAUGUUCGUGCUGCUGCUAUUGCCCGACACAUAUACCUCCGCAAAGAUGUGGGCAUUGGCGCGCUGACAAAGCUGCACGGUGGCCGCAACCGUCGUGGUAACCGACCCUCCCACCACGCCUCAUCUUCUGCCUCGGUCCAGCGCAAAGUUUGCCAGGCACUCGAGAAAAUUGGUGUCCUCGAGCAAACGGACAAUGGUGGUCGUAGAAUCAGCCAAGACGGCCAACGGGACUUGGACCGGAUCGCCACUGCCGUUGUCGAGGCUGCUAAGGAGGACGAAGAUGACGAAGAUGAAGAGGAGGGUGAUGAGGACGAAGAGUAA
Molecule: messenger RNA, 543 nt
Organism: Mycena indigotica
Lineage: Eukaryota; Fungi; Basidiomycota; Agaricomycetes; Agaricales; Mycenaceae
Product: Ribosomal protein S19e
Exons: 3
Coding region: 70-543 (157 amino acids)
Biological process (GO): ribosomal small subunit assembly; translation
Cellular component (GO): ribosome; cytosolic small ribosomal subunit
Molecular function (GO): structural constituent of ribosome; RNA binding
Source: RefSeq, a predicted model, not a curated record